AUGCCACACAGUCUCGAAAUCUGCAGUGUCUUGCUCAUUAUGAGCAACAUCGAUGAAAAUAUGGACGGUGCUGAUGAGAUAGAUGAGGGUGGUCAGGUUCUACAUUUCGAAGGCGACUUUUUUGGUCACUAUACCGAAGAAGACUUUGAAUGGCCAGACGACCAUGGAGUAGUAGAAGGAGACAAGGAUGCAGAUGAGUCAUCGGAUGAGGAGGUGGUAUUUGAUGGCGAAAUAGGGUGGGAGCCAGCAGUUCUUAAUGCACCUGAUGUUGGACUCGUGAAACACAUGAUUGCUUGGAUCAAAUCGGCUUUUGGAGAAGCAGAGAUUGAUGCCCGUUGCCGUCGACUCCCUCCAAACCAUAAUAUUCGCAUCUUCAACAAGGGCAUCUCUAGUCUCGCAAGAGUCAGUGGUGCUGAGCACAAUCAGAUUUGCCGCUUUCUUCUGGGUGUUAUUAUCGACAUUCCCCUUCCCAACAACAUUUCAAGCGCUAAGCUUGUUCGAACUCUUCACGGACUCCUCGACUUCCUGUACUUAGCACAGUAUCCAUGUCACUCAGCGGAGACACUGCAACUCCUCGAUGAAGCUUUGACCCGUUUUCAUGACAACAAAGACAUAUUUGUCACACUUGGCAUCCGAACGCAGUUUAAUCUUCCAAAGCUUCACUCCUACCGGCACUACCUCCAUAUGAUUCAAGAGUAUGGCACGACUGACAACUAUAAUACAGAAUAUAUCGAACGACUUCAUAUCGACCUCGCCAAGGAUGCAUAUCGUGCAACAAACCACAAGGACGAGUACAGUCAAAUGACUCUGUGGCUUGAACGGCAGGAGAAGAUUCUACGGCACGCCAGUUAUGUUCAUUGGCGCCUCGCUGGUGAUCCAUUGCCGCAAUCACAUCUACCGCCAGAUAUGCAGUAUGCCAGGGAAUACAAGAUGACGAAACAUCCAUCUGUCAAGGCCGCUACCAUCGACUCCCUUAGAGACGACUAUGGUGCCUCUUUUUUCGAGCUGCCCUUGCUCGUUAUAUUGUGCUUCACACUCGCCCAGACGCAACAACUCGAGCUCAGGUGGAACAUGCCGCUGGACAUGUACAAUGCGGUCGACUCCGCUGGCCAUAAAGAUGAAAGUGUUACCAUUGAUUCAGUUCACUGUCAGCCUGCACGAAGAGAUAAGCGAGGGAAUACCGUGCCAGGACGUUUCGAUACAGUUCUUGUCAACUGUGGCAAUGGGGGAGAGAAGAGUGUGGAAGGUUACCGUGUAGCCCAAGUGCGGGUUAUAUUUUCGAUACCCGAGAAACAUCACGCUAGCCUUUUUCCCUCCCAUAUCUUGAUCCCUAAACAUUUGGCCUACGUCGAGUGGUUUUCGCCAUUCACCGGGACAAGCGAGAGAAAUCAUGGUAUGCACAAGGUCUCGCGAUCAUACGAAAAUGGGGAACAGCUAUCCUGUGGCCUAGUGGUUAACAAUGAUGCACCUUUCAUUACUGGAGGUCUUGUGUUCGCAUGUUCAAUCCUUGCCAAUGGCAAACUAUGCUGCGCGAAAUGCCUUCAUGUAGCGUUGGACACCCAGGCUCAAUAUGUGAUGUGGUAUCAUAUUCUUUUGCUAGAUACAUGUACCCUAUCAAAUUCAAUGGUUAUGUCGUCAAUAAUCAGUGGCCGCACCAUCGAAAUGGCUCUCUCUAUUGAUUUUCAACGUUUUCUCCUACUUAAAUUCAUGGGCUUUCCUUUCCACAGUGGCAAGAGUCUGCACGGAUUACUUAAAGCCCGUGAUCCUGUCCAAGUACCAGACCUGAAGACUGUGAACUUGCCAUGA
Suillus discolor is the source of this 1806-nucleotide messenger RNA. RefSeq lists its product as uncharacterized. The coding region runs from base 1 to 1806 and encodes 601 amino acids. Lineage: Eukaryota; Fungi; Basidiomycota; Agaricomycetes; Boletales; Suillaceae. The transcript has 7 exons. The record is from RefSeq and is a predicted model, not a curated record.